UCCGUGUUCCCCAACCUCUGUAAUCUGGCGCUUCACGCGGUGUGGGCGAGUGUAGAGCCAUACAUCCGCAGUGCGGCCCCCACAGUAGUGCUCCUCGUCUUCUCAUGUCCGCUCCUGAACUUCCCUUACAUACGCCCCUUCUCCGCGACACAGACCCGGAGGACGAGCAAGCGGACGGUACGAUAGAGGACAUUGUGGAUGAGAGCGGCGAUGUCGUAUUGCUGCACGAGGGUCGUAAUCCUCCCACACCCUCGCGAGCAUACUUCAUCCGGUCAUUGGCACUCUUGUGUGCAUGUUCACUCAGUGUCGGGAGUCAUUAUGCAACGUAUAUCCUUGGCCCUCUCAAAUCCCGUCUCUCUCGAGAAAUGGGAACGAACAACACCGAGUUCUCCCUCCUCAUCUCCGCGUUCUCCCUGAACAGCACCUGGACACCACUCGUAGGCGGGCUUCUCGCUAGCCGCCUCGGGACGACAUUCACGAGUAUAAUGGCUACUGGAGUUAUCUUCCUAGGUCAAGCAACCCUCCUGGUCGGACAUCUCUCGGACAGUGUCCGUGUGAUGGCCCUCGGAAUGUUCAUCUUCGGCCUUGGUGUCAGCCCAUUGGCCGUCGUCCAAGAGACUAUCAUCGUACGCUUCUUCAAGUCGCAUGGUCUCGGUGUAUCGCUUGCCCUCGGUCUCGUCGCAGGCAAAGGUGCCUCUUUCAUCUCUGCGCUUACAUCGUAUCCCCUCUCGCAACGCUUCGGGCCCAGCGCGCCAUUCGUGGCGUCGGCAGCCCUGACCGCGUUCUCGUUCACUAUCAACCUGGUAUAUCUCUUCGCUUCCAGCUGGUUGGUCCGGGAGUCGGGCACGGAGCUCGAGGCGUCGGAGCUGAAUGCUGAGGCUCGGUCGAGAGCGGCCGCUGCGUCGGGCAUCUCUUCGGAGGCCGAAGCGUUGAAGGAGGUCGCGAAGAAGCGGAUGGUCUACCUGAGGGACAUCACCAAGCUCGGUGAUGUCUUCUGGGCAUAUAUCGGCCUUAACGUUUUGUGUGGGACAGUUUGGGCACCGUUCCACCAUCUUGCGGCAAACAUCCUACAGCGUAGAUUUGAGCUCCCUGAAGCCGAUGCAAGCAUGAAAGCGUCGUACCUUUUGUCUGGCAGCGUCCUGCUCUACCCCAUUACCGGGCUCGUCGUGGACCGGGUGAAGAAACGCAACUUCGUCAUCCAGUUGUUCUUGCUGUCGGGACUGUUAACGCUAGGCUGCUACGUCUGGCUCGCCUUACCCCCGUCCUGGACGAAGACGCCUAUCCCUGCUAUUGCUUCAUUCGCCUUCGGAAAUGGGUUUUCUCCACUGUUAUUGGUGGUCAUGGUCCCGCGUAUUGUCCCAUCAAAAUACGUGUCAACGACAUUGGGCGCGCACAAAGCGUUGGAGCAGACUGGGGCGACGAUUUUCCAGACUCUUGCAGGCCUGACUCUGGACAUCAAGAAGCCUCCGACGGAGAGGGUGCUGCCUGAUCAAGAUGACGAGGACGUGCAGUAUCUGCUCAACACCUUCGUGCUCUUCAACGUUCUGGAGGUCUUCGCCAUCGUCGGUCUCGCUUACCUAGACCACAAACAGAAGGAGAGGGUCGUCCGUCGCGCGAGCACCAUCAAUCUGCCCGGGAGCCCAGACGAUAGCGAGGGAGAAGAUAGCGCGGUGAAGCCCGCAAGGACAGAGGGCGGAGACGAUUGGCAGACAGAACGUUCCGCUGACUCACCAGCGCAUAUGAGAAGAGGAAGUAGCUUCUCUCGUCUACCCCGUGCUUCACCGUCAUCUUCAGAGCAAAACAUCCCUCUACUAGGAGGCGGUGCGCAUACGUCAACACCGCGCGGCAGUCGAUAUUUCAACGAUGCGGCCGUGUUGGGGAGUACGGAUGACCGGCCGGUGAAGGCCAGGAGAACGAGAAGGACUAGGGGCGAAGUCGGGAGAGGAGAGGUCUUCGCGAUCAUGUCAGGGAUGCUCAUUGCGUCUGCAUGGGUGCUGUUCAUGGGUACGGCAUGGUAUCGAUUACGAUCUAAGGAGGAUCGGGGAGGCUAGGGCAAGUUGCUUGUGAUGCCUAUUGACGGACACUCGGUUAGGACUACCACUGUAUUUGUAGUCUUCUCACAGAUAGAUUAAUGCACAUGUAUAGUCGACAGUGCAGAACAGGAUUGAUACAGC
Dichomitus squalens LYAD-421 SS1 is the source of this 2174-nucleotide messenger RNA. RefSeq names its product MFS general substrate transporter. The record is from RefSeq and is a predicted model, not a curated record. Lineage: Eukaryota; Fungi; Basidiomycota; Agaricomycetes; Polyporales; Polyporaceae. Gene Ontology annotation, molecular function: transmembrane transporter activity. The transcript has 8 exons. Gene Ontology annotation, biological process: transmembrane transport. Bases 105 to 2051 code for a protein of 648 amino acids.